CGUAUAUCCGCUCUCCUUCUCCGCCAUUUUAUGUCGCUUUUCUAUUGUUCAUAAUUGAAGUUAGCAGGGGCGGCGGAGCGAUUUACUGCGCAUUAAAACAUUUUUGGAUAUUGCUCAGUGGACAUCAGCAAAAUAGGGUAAAGGAGCAAGAAUCCAAGGUCAUCAUAGAAUACGACACACGUGGAUUUUUCUCUCAGGGUUCGAUCUCAACCUCGGUCGGAAAAUAUGAUGGACGACGAAACACCCAAGACCCUGUAUGUUGGGAACCUGUCCCGGGAUGUGACUGAAGCCCUCAUCAUGCAGCUGUUUGGACAGAUCGGCCCCUGCAAGAGCUGUAAAAUGAUAGUAGACACGGCAGGUAAUGACCCAUACUGCUUUGUGGAGUUCUACGAACACAGGCACGCUGCCUCGUCACUCGCAGCCAUGAAUGGUCGUAAAAUAAUGGGUAAGGAGGUCAAGGUGAACUGGGCCACAACCCCUAGCAGCCAGAAGAAAGACACAAGCAAUCACUUCCAUGUUUUCGUUGGAGACCUCAGUCCUGAAAUCACCACGGAUGACAUCAAGGCUGCUUUCGCCCCCUUUGGGAGGAUAUCUGAUGCUCGGGUGGUGAAAGACAUGGCUACUGGCAAAUCUAAAGGCUAUGGCUUUGUGUCCUUCUUCAACAAAUGGGAUGCAGAGAAUGCCAUCCAACAGAUGGGAGGUCAGUGGUUGGGAGGACGGCAGAUCAGGACUAACUGGGCCACCAGGAAGCCCCCUGCGCCCAAAGCCACCUACGAGACAAACACCAAACACCUGUCGUUUGAAGAGGUUGUGAACCAGUCCAGUCCCAGCAACUGUACCGUCUACUGUGGAGGUGUCACAACAGGCCUCACAGAGCAACUGAUGAGGCAGACCUUCACCCCCUUCGGUCAGAUCAUGGAGAUCAGAGUUUUCCCAGACAAAGGCUACUCAUUUGUGAGGUUCAACUCCCACGAGGGAGCGGCCCACGCCAUAGUGUCAGUGAACGGGACGUCCAUAGAUGGUCACGUGGUGAAGUGUUACUGGGGGAAAGAAACCACAGACAUGGUCAGCCCCAUGCAGCAGGUACAGAUGCCUCAGGUAAGACCACAGCAGAACAAAAUAGGUUUUGCAGCGCAGCCCUACGGCCAGUAUGCCCAGUGGUACGGUAACGCCCAGCAGAUUGGCCAAUACGUCCCAAACGGGUGGCAGGUGCCCACCUACGGAGUCUAUGGACAGGCCUGGAACCAGCAGGGAUUCAACCAUUUACAGGCGGGUGCAGGGUGGACGGGCGUGGGAGCCGUCAGUAAUGGUGGUGUGGUGGAGCCUGGACAGGGAGUCAAUGGGACUGUGCUGGCCAACCAGUCCGGCAUGGGCACCGCUGGCUACCACACCCACUGAUCAGUGUUGGCCUGGCGGCCCAGAGUCGGCCUCCUACCCUCCACAACAGGGAUCCUAUACAGGGGGUGGGGGGCCAACAUGUGCCCUGUCUUUUACAACAUGAUUAAGAACUCUAUGACGGGGAGGGGGGGGGUUCCCCUGUCCGUCCCCCCCACCCAACCUGGUUUUUACAUGUAAGUUUUAUGGUGGUGAAGAGGAGGAAACGCUUGUGUGUCAUUGGCGAUAGAGUUGCCCAGUUGCCCAGUCCUGGUAUAUAAGAUACACACGUGUGUGUGUGUGUAUACAGUACCAGUAAAAAGUUUAUUCCAGUGUUUUUCUUUAUUUGUAUUAUUUUCUAGAUUGUAGAAUAAUAGUAAAGACAUCAAAACUAUGAAAUAACACACAUGGAAUCAUGUCGUAACCAAAAAAGUGUUAAACAAAUCUAAAUACAUUUUUAUAUUUGAGAUUGUUCAAAUUAGACACCAUUUACCUUGACAGCUUUGCACAUUCUUGGCAUUCUCUCAACCAGCUUCAUGAGGAAUGCUUUUCCAACAUUGUUGGAGUUCCCACAUGCUGAGCACUUGGCUGCUUUUCCUUCACUCUGCGGUCCAACUCAUCCCAAACUAUCUCAAUUGGGUUGAGGUCGGGUGAUUGUAGAAUCCAGGUCAUCUCAUGCAGCACUCAUCACUCUCCUUCCUGGUCAAAUAGCCCUUACACAGCCUGGAGGUGUUUUGAGGUUUUCCUGUUGAAAACCACUUAGUCCCAAUAAGCGCAAACCAGAAGGGAUGGCGUAUCGCUGCAGAAUGUGCCUUGAAUUCUAAAUAAAUCAGACAGUGUCACCAGCAAAGCACCAUCCCACCUCAUCUUCCAUACUUCACAGGGGAACCACACAUGCAGAGAUCAUCCGUUAACCUACUCUGCGUCUCACAAAGACACUGCUGUUGGAACCAAAAAUCUAAUUUGGACUCAUCAGACCAAAGGAAAGAUUUCCACCGGUCUCAUGUCCAUUGGUCGUGUUUCUUGGCCCAAGCAAGUCUCUUCUUAUUGGUGUCCUUUAGUAGUGGUUUCUUUGCAGCAAUUGGACCAUGAAGGCCUGAUUCACACAGUUUUCUCUGAACAGUUGAUGUCUGUUACUUGAACACUGUAGCAUUUAUUUGGGAUGCAAUUUCUGAGGCUGGUAACUAAUAAACUUAUCUUCAGUAGCAGAGGUAAUUCUGGGUCAACCAUUCCUCUGACUGUCCUCAAGAGAGUCAGUUUCAUCAUAGCGCUGGAUGGUUUUUGCGAGUGCACUUGAAGAAACUUUCAAAGUUCUUGAAAUUUUCCGCAUUGACUGACCAUGUCUUAACGUAAUGAUGGACUGUCAUUUCUCUUUGCUUAUUUUAGUUUUUCUAGCCAUAAUAUGGACUUUGCCUUUUACCAAAUAGCGUUAUCUUCUGUAUACCACCCCUACCUAGUUACAUCACAACUGAUUGGCUGAAAGGCAUUUAGAAGGAAAGAAAUUCCACAAAUUAAUUUUUAACAAGGCACACCUCUUAAUUUAAAUUUAUUCCAGGUGACUACCUCAUGAAGCUGGUUGAGAGAAUGCCAAGAGGGUGCAAAGCUGUCAUCAAAGCAAAGGGUAGCUAAUUUGAAGAAUGUAAAAUAUGUGUUCUUUAACACUUUUUUUAUUGCUUACUACAUGAUUCCAAAUGUGUUAUUUCAUAGUUUUGAUGUCUUCACUAGUCUACAAUGCAGAAAAUAGUCAAAAAAAAAAAAACUGGAAUGAGUAGGUGUUUGAACUUUUGACUGGUACUGUAUACAUGCGUACACACACCCUACAACUGACUCAUGAAUCAAAAAGGACUAUGCCAUUUUUAAUUAAAGUACUAUUAAAUGAUAAAGACAUAUUUUGGAUUUGCUUUUUCUCGUUGGUUUGUUUUGAACGAUUUCCACUGCUGAUAUCGUUAAGAAACAAGCUUUGCCUUUUUUUUUGUUGUGUUUUUUUGGGACUGUCAUUUUAAAGAAAUGUUUCAAUCAAUGACUCCAUGGAAUCAUGUGAAAUGUAAGAACCUUUUUUUGUUUUUUAUGUUUAUAAAAAACGAAUCAAAUGGAUGUCAACUGUUGUAUUUUUUAAAAUCUCAAUAUCUCAACUAAGAAACAAUUGCAGGGAUUACUGCCACUGUUCUUCUUUCUUUUAAAGGCAGACAAAUAUUGCACAAUACUAUUACUUAGUUACCUUUUCACAAAAUUUGAUGUUACACAAAUUCUAGGUAUUUUGAAUUGUUUUGCAUUCCACUUUUUUCCUGUUAACUUGUUUUAGGAGGGCGUACGUACGUAUACUGUUUUGUAUGUAAAUAACCAAACAAAGUCUGUUCAACUGUUCUGACGCUGUAUAAAGAGGAAGAAACCUCAUGUUAAUUAUGGAAGCUUGCUUGCUUUUUGACGGCCAGGGCUGGGGAUUUAAACUAGACUGGGGCAUAUUAGCAUCACUGCUAAAUGCUGGUCCAUUACAAUGUAGGGACAGUGCAACAUUUGAUUCUUCCAGGGGCCUGAGGAGAGUGAACGGCAGUGCAAAAAUGAUCUAUACUGAAAAGUAAUGUAGAAUUAAAGUUAUUCUGUGUAUACAACCUAAAUAUUGAACUUUUUGGUGUUUUUUUAUGACAAAGUAGUAAAUAGUUAUCAAACGUAAAAAAUGAAACUUGAAUGGAUCAUAAUUUUGCACUGUGCCCCCCCCCCCCCAUGGAGUUGUUUAAAUAAUACAGUUGGAUGAGACACAUUGUGUUGCCUUACUUUGAGUGAAUUUAAUUUGAACCAACCAAUUGAUCAUAGAGUAGGCAGUGCCUAAGGAUAGACCUUAUGUUUUGGGGGUGGGGUUAUGUUGCUGAUGCUAUAAUGUGUUCUUGCUUUGUCCCAUUAAAAUGCUGAUGCUUAUAAA
Messenger RNA from Oncorhynchus nerka (sockeye salmon), 4291 nucleotides. RefSeq names its product TIA1 cytotoxic granule-associated RNA binding protein. The transcript is spliced from 12 exons. NCBI's taxonomy places the organism in Eukaryota, Metazoa, Chordata, Actinopteri, Salmoniformes, Salmonidae. The record is from RefSeq and is a predicted model, not a curated record. Gene Ontology annotation, molecular function: RNA binding. Bases 226 to 1398 code for a protein of 390 amino acids.